This is a messenger RNA of Leptomonas pyrrhocoris, 1764 nucleotides long. RefSeq lists its product as hypothetical. The coding region runs from base 550 to 1764 and encodes 404 amino acids. The transcript has a single exon. The record is from RefSeq and is a predicted model, not a curated record. NCBI's taxonomy places the organism in Eukaryota, Euglenozoa, Kinetoplastea, Trypanosomatida, Trypanosomatidae.
GCUGUGUACUUCAACACGUAUAUAUUUUCUCCUUCUUUGUUGUACCACUCUUCCUUUUGUCGUUUGUCUUGCCUUGUCUUUUCCCGCUUUUUAUUUCAUUAGAGCACACACGUGAGGCUUUCCUCUGUGUUUUGUUUUUCCCCGAUGUCCUCCGCCGACGCAUGCACGUGCCGUUGCUCUGCGGUUGAGCGACGAGGGCGCGGACAGGCACCUGACAGGCCGCCGUGCUGCUGUGAGGAUCGCUGCACCUGUCCGCAUUGCCACGGCGGGCCCCCGCCCCACUACCGCCACUCUCAUCACCGCGGUGGAAGAGGCGGUUGGGUCCGCGAGGAGGGAGACGCCCACCACGAGGGCCCCCGCUCUGCCCGCCGCUGCACCUCGUGUGUGCCGGAGCAGGCGGAGUUGACAGAGGCGGACCUCUUCGCCCGUCAGCAGCGUUGCGAGGCAGCGCGGGGGGCGGAGCAGCGGCGCCGUGCCUCUCUCGCCAACUCUGUCGGUCACCGCAGCACCGGCGGCUGCAGUCGUUUCUAUACCCCCAACACGGCAGAGAUGCUGCGUCGCAGGAGCAACCUACCCUACCAGGCCGCUGUUGACGCCGAGUACGACGCGCGUCGCCGCGAGCUCCAAGCCGAACUCGACGCUCGCCGGGAGGAAAUCGCCGCGAUGCAGCGGGACCGCGAGGAGCGCCGCAUGGAGGCCGCCUUCCGCGAGACUGAGGCGGCGCGGCACCGCGGCAGCCCUCGCCGCUCCCGCAGCGCCAACCACGCCCGUCCGUCGUCCUCGCCAGGGCACAGCAAGGACGCUUGUGCGCCGCCGCCGCCGCCGCAACCGCAGCCCCUAAAGAAAACAGAGUCCCCAACGCGACCCAAGUCUCCGCCAGGCGAUGAGGCGAAGUUGGACGCGCCGCCCACCCGAGACCCGCACGCACACGGCGAUCGCACUCCCCCGCCGCUGCACCACCACCACCACUACCACAACUGGGGAUGGCCGCGUGGACCGCGGUGUCGCAACGGUCGCGGUCCACCGCCUUCCUGGGACUCGUGGGGGCACGGCUGGAGACACGGCUCGCCUCCGCCCUGUCCGUGUGAGCGUCGUACCCCCUCGCCGUGGCAGCACUCGAAGUGCCCGCCCCCUCCUCCUCCUCUGCAUGGACGCCCUUUUCACCACCACGACCCGCAUUGGGACGUUGACGCUGGCGCCGCUGACCGGCAGGAGUGCCCGCCGUCCUGGCAGCCGGACAACGCGCCGCCGCCACAGCCGCUUGCGCAUCACUCGCCCAAGACCGCGGAGGGGACGGCCAGUGCGUGCCCCUCGUGCGGUCAUCCCCUGAUGAGCGCGCGCGACAUCGUCUCGAUGAUCGCCGCCGGCAAGCUGGACAACUCGGUGGCGUGUCCGUCGUGUGGGUUUGUUGGCGGCACCCUCCGCUGCCCCGCACUCCAUCACGGACUUCCGCCGCACGGUCAGCCCUCCGACGAUGGUGGGAAGGGGGACCGCAACCGGCGUGGGCAGUCGUGUAAGGCGGCACCGCGCAGUCACAGCGCCGCAGCUGGCUCCACAUCUGUCAGUCUCACCGCGCCAAAGUUCGGCCACAAAGUGUUCAUCACAGAUGAUCUCUACUGCGACCGCCGCGCGCGCUACUUGGCGGAGUGGGAGGAGUGUGGGUCCGUGCGGCGGGUGCCGCCCUCCCACCGCAGCCCGAGUGCUCCGCUGCCCGAUCGCACGCAGAAGUGGCGCACUACGGGGAGCGGGCGGUGCACCGACUGA